Molecule: messenger RNA, 8435 nt
Organism: Electrophorus electricus (electric eel)
Lineage: Eukaryota; Metazoa; Chordata; Actinopteri; Gymnotiformes; Gymnotidae
Gene: col5a3a
Product: collagen, type V, alpha 3a
Cellular component (GO): extracellular matrix
Molecular function (GO): extracellular matrix structural constituent
Source: RefSeq, a predicted model, not a curated record
AUCGUGCAAUUUGACCCGCGUUGUCUAGAGGCAGCGAUUCUCAUCCUUUUUUUAGCAAUCGCCAGACACCGCUCCGUGGGAGGGGAGAGGAGGUUGAGAAAGUUUGGGAGGGAGUGAGAGAAGACGAAACUGGAUGCAAGCCGCACAGUUGACUAGAGAUCGGGGACGAGGAUACUCCAGAAAAGUCGUCUGAGUCCUACUGAGGAGCGGGCAGGCUCGGACAGCACUCGGUUCCCCCCCGGCUCGCCACGCAUGGCUUCUGGGCUGCUGCGCCUGUAAUCCGUGGGUCCUACCACUACCACUCCGACUCUCUGCUCUGGAAGAUGGAUCGUUCAAAGGGGACUGCGGUUUGUUCAGCACUGCCGUUGGUUCUCAUCAUCCUAUUGCACACCUCCGCGACGCGAGGGGCAGAUCCCGUUGACGUCCUGGGUGGCCUGCAGAUCUCAGAUCGCCUGGAGGGCGUGUCCAUAGAUGCGGGGCUGUGCACCCAUAGGCAGGGCACGGGGGAAGCAGACAUGGCAUUCCGGAUAGACAAGAAGAUUCAGCUCAGUGCUCCAACCAGGCAGCUCUUCCCAGACUCUGCCUUUCCUGAGGACUUCUCGCUGACAGCCACGGUGCGGGCACGGAAGAAUGCGCAUGUCUUCCUUCUAUCCGUAUAUGAUGAGCAGGGUGUCCAGCAGCUGGGCCUGGAGCUGGGCAAGUCGCCCGUCUUCCUCUAUGAGGACCAGUGGGGACAGCCGACACCCGACCAGUACCCCACCUUCAAGAAGAUCAACCUGGCUGAUGGGAAGUGGCACAGGAUAGCAUACAGCGUGCGGGGAAAAUCGGUCACGCUGUACCUGGACUGCAGGUGGGUUCAGACCCUGGAGCUUCAGCGUGGCGAUGGCGCCGUGGUCAGCACAGAUGGGGUCACCGUCUUCGGGACGCGGCUGCUGGACGAGGAGGUGUUCGAGGGAGAGAUCCAGCAGUUGUUAAUCAUGGAGGAUCCCCAGGCUGCAGUUGACUACUGUCUACACUACAUCCCAGACUGUGACUCACCUCUGCCUUACCACACAAAGAACCAUGAACCUGAGGAGAUCCCACCCUUAAAGUUUGAGGCCACGAUUCAAGGCGAUGAACCGCAAGUCCCAAAAAAAAGCUCCAAGAAAGAUCGAAAGGGCAAGAAGAACAAAAAGAAGAGGAACAAAUCCAAGAAAAGGGACAAAAAGGAGUCCCGCAAGAAGAGAAAGCAGUUGGACUCUCUGGAGGAGAUGUUUCUUGAGGUGUCCUCGCCACCUCCGGAGUACCUGACUCGAGACGGGCCCCCCGGGACUGUGCUGCCUGUCGCGGAACAGCCCAUGGCUGCCACGGGAAUUCCGCCUGUGACCGGCGACCCAACGGACAGCAUCCCUGAGAUGCCUACUCAUGAGCCGGAUAUGACUGUUUCCCCCGAGAGCACAGAGGGCCCUGCCAUAACGCUCACUCCGUCGCCCCAGUCCUCUGUGACUGAGGUGGAGGCAGAGAGGCCCACCCAAAUGCCAGAUGUGGAGGGGCACGCGGCCAACGUUCAUGGUGGCCCGCAUGGAGACCUUGACAUCUCCACGGUGAUGGCCGGAGCAAAUGCCAGUGAGCAUGAGCUUGUCGAGUACAGCGACUACCGGAAUGGCACGGACAGCGCGGAGUACGAGGAGUACGAGGAGUAUGAGGUCUUCGUAGAACGCUACGGCCCUGCAGAGAGAGAGAGAGCGGGGACCUGGGAUGGACAGGGGAAGCAAAACUUUGAGAAAGGCCAGAAAGGAGAGGCAGCCACCCUGGAGCCGGGAACAAUAAUGGAAGGACCUCCGGGACCACCAGGACCUGCUGGUCUUCCAGGCAUUCAAGGAGUAGUAGGUCCCCCGGGGCACAUGGGAGAUCCAGGUGAUGUGGGGCCUGAGGGACGUCCAGGACUUGCAGGGGCUGAUGGGAUACCGGGUCCUCCAGGCACUCUUUUAAUGUUACCAUUCCAGUAUGGCGGUGAUUCUCAGAAGGGCCCCGUGGUGUCCGCCCAGGAAGCCCAGGCACAAGCCAUCCUGCAGCAAACCAAACUCUCGCUGACCGGACCUCCGGGGCCCGUGGGACUCAUGGGCAGACCAGGACCGAUGGGUCUCCUGGGCCCAGAUGGACUUAAAGGGGACAGUGGGGACCCCGGACCUUCGGGGCCCCGAGGGUUACCAGGUCCUACGGGUCCGAGUGGAAAACCAGGAAAGAGGGGUCGUUCAGGGACAGAUGGAGCUCGAGGGGUUCCAGGAGAGCCAGGCGCAAAGGGCGACAGGGGCUAUGAUGGGCUCGCAGGCCUGCCAGGGAACAAAGGACACAGGGGCGACAGAGGGAAACCAGGCCCUCAUGGACCAGUCGGGGAGCCUGGAGAGAAGGGAGCAGACGGACCAGUCGGGCCGAGAGGACAGCCGGGCGAACCUGGGGCCAGGGGACUUGUGGGGCCUAAAGGGCCACACGGACCACCCGGACCGCCUGGCAUUCAAGGUGUGGAUGGAGUUCAGGGACUCAAGGGAAACCAGGGCCCGCCAGGAGAGCCGGGUCCCCCGGGACAACAGGGAAACCCAGGCAUCCAGGGAUUCCCGGGUCCUCAGGGUCCCAUUGGCCUGCCUGGAGAAAAGGGACCCCAGGGGCAUAUUGGGAUGCAGGGGCUUGCUGGGAUAGAUGGACCUCCAGGUCAUCCAGGAAGAGAGGGACCCCCAGGAGAGAAGGGGCUCCAGGGGUUACCCGGAGCGCAAGGGCCCAUCGGAUACCCGGGGCCCCGCGGAGUGAAGGGUGCUGAAGGGGUGAGGGGCCUCAAAGGAAGCAAAGGAGAGAAGGGUGAGGAUGGCUUCCCGGGGUCCAAAGGUGAUAUGGGAGCUGAAGGAGACAGAGGUGACAUUGGACCUGCCGGACCCCGUGGUGAAGAUGGACCUGAGGGGCCAAAGGGUCAGUUAGGACCACCCGGAGAGUCUGGAUCUCUUGGUAUCGCUGGAGAAAAGGGCAAACUAGGAGUGCCUGGUUUACCAGGCUACCCAGGGAGACAGGGACCGAAGGGAUCGGGCGGCUUUCCUGGAGUGGCGGGUGUGCCAGGAGAGAAAGGAAGGAGGGGGCCUGCGGGUCCUCAAGGGGAAGCAGGUGAACGUGGCCCGAAUGGGUCACGAGGAGGCAGAGGAGCCAGGGGAGCAACAGGAGUGCCCGGUGCCAAGGGCUCCACUGGUCACGACGGCCCGCCAGGGCCCGUAGGAGACAAGGGACCUCAAGGACCGCAGGGCCGGAGCGGAGAUCCAGGGGCCAAGGGACCGAAUGGCCCUCCAGGAAAAGAUGGAUUACCAGGUCACCCAGGCCAACGGGGGGAGCCGGGAUUCCAAGGAAAAACUGGCCCACCGGGACCUACUGGAGUGGUCGGACCUCAGGGUAAAACUGGGGAGACGGGACCAGCUGGAGAAAGAGGUCACCCAGGACCCCCGGGGCCUCCUGGGGAGCAAGGUCUGCCUGGAUCUGCGGGCAAAGAAGGCACAAAGGGUGAUCAGGGGCUCACGGGUAUUCCUGGGAAAAGCGGCCCUGCUGGUCAGCGCGGAUUCAGGGGCAGCCGAGGCACGCCUGGCGCCACGGGUGCUGCCGGUCUGAAGGGAGAGGAAGGACCAGUCGGACCUGCGGGAGCGACUGGCGCCACUGGGGAGAGGGGACCGCCUGGACAAGCGGGCGGCAUCGGCCAGCCCGGGCGAACGGGAACAGUGGGCCCUCCUGGCUCGAUGGGGGAGAAGGGUGAACCCGGGGGAAAGGGACUAACGGGCCCUGCCGGCCAGGAUGGGGAGCAGGGGCCCGUGGGCUUACCCGGACCCGCUGGGCCGCACGGACCGCCCGGAGAGGACGGUGAUAAGGGAGAGACUGGAGGCCCAGGACAGAAAGGUAGCAAAGGAGAUGAAGGAGAAUCGGGACCUCCAGGACCAACCGGAAUUCAGGGGCCCAUUGGACAUCCUGGCUUACCUGGUAUGGAUGGUGAGCCGGGUCCCAGGGGCCAGCAGGGAAUGUAUGGGGCAAAGGGUGAUGAAGGACCUCGGGGGUUUGUCGGUGCCACGGGGCCUGCAGGCCUCCAGGGAAUGCCAGGACCCCCUGGGGAGAAGGGAGAGACUGGACAUGUUGGCCCACUGGGCCCUCCAGGACAGCACGGUCCUCAUGGCCCCCCGGGACCCAUCGGUGGUGAGGGUGCUCAGGGCCUGCCUGGUGGAGUGGGCCAACCUGGCUUAGUGGGUGAAAAGGGGGAAGAUGGAGAGGCAGGCAGUCCAGGCAUCGUGGGAGAAACGGGCUCCCCUGGCAAGAAAGGGGAUGUGGGUGAGAAGGGCGAUACGGGUGUGCCCGGGGCCGCGGGACCCCCAGGUGUGCGGGGCCAGCCGGGAGAGGACGGCCCCAAAGGAAACCUGGGUCCCCUUGGAUUUCCUGGAGACCAAGGACCCCAGGGAGAUCCAGGGACAAACGGCAUUGAUGGUGGACCAGGAGUGAAGGGAGAUAUUGGGAAGCCUGGGAACGUUGGACCACCAGGGGCCUCUGGGGAACCAGGACCUCCGGGGCCACCAGGACGGAGGGGUCAUGUGGGCAUGCCCGGUAAAGAAGGGAAACAGGGGAAAAAGGGGUCAAAGGGCACCCCAGGGACAGAGGGUCCGAUUGGGAAGAGAGGGCCCGUGGGACCCCAGGGACAGCCUGGACAGCCUGGUCCAGAGGGCUUGCGUGGAAUCCCAGGCUCUGCGGGGGAACAGGGCUUAAACGGGCCCCCUGGACAGACGGGCCCGCCGGGGCCUAUGGGACCUGCUGGACUGCCGGGACUGAAAGGAGAUCCAGGCCAGAAGGGAGAGAAGGGUCACGUAGGCCUGAUUGGACUCAUUGGACCUCCGGGGGACUUCGGUGAGAAAGGAGACAGAGGGUUGCCUGGCAAUCAGGGAAUACCUGGACCCAAAGGAGACCCGGGUGUGGGCGGGCUGCUUGGUCCCUUGGGCCCCCCUGGACCUCCAGGACUGUCUGGCGCGAUGGGAGAAAAAGGAUCUAAAGGAGAACAGGGACCAAUCGGCCCAAAAGGAGACCCAGGACGGUCCGGCCCACCAGGACCACCUGGUUCUCCGGCUACUAUGAUCGAACCGCUCCCCAUCCGCGAGGGCCGCAGGAAGCGAAGGAGGCAUUCGGGCCAGACCCACGGGGAAGAGGCCACAAGGGAGGAGCAGGAUGAGGAGGCACAGCUGAACGUGGAGGACAUGCUACAGGCGGACGAACCCCUGGAAGACGCCCAGGGCAUGGAAGAGGUGUUCGCUUCGCUCAACUCCAUGAAGACGGAGGUGGAGCUGAUGAGGAGGCCACUGGGCACGUUCGAGAGCCCUGCGCGCACCUGCAAGGAGCUGAGGAUUUGCCGGCCUAACUACCAUGAUGGCGAAUACUGGAUCGACCCAAAUCAGGGCAGCCACAGAGACUCCAUCAAGGUGUUUUGCAACUUCACCGCAGGCGGAGAGACCUGCCUGCACCCUGACAAACGGUUUGAGACGGUGAAGCCAGCAGCCUGGAACCGGGAGAAACCGGGCACGUGGUACAGCCAGUACAGGAGGGGCAAACAGUUCUCCUACACGGAUGCCGACGGCCUUCCCAUGCCUGUGGUCCAGAUGACCUUCCUCAAGCUCCUGAGCGCCACGGCCCGCCAGACGUUCACCUACGUGUGCCACAACUCGGCCGGCUGGUAUGACGCCGCUGCCGGCAGCUACCACCAUGCCGUUCGCUUCCGCGCCGCCAACGACGAGGAGAUGAAGCUCGCCACAGCGCCCUUCAUCUCAUCGCUGCACGACGGCUGCCAGACGCGCAAAGGCCAGGAGAGCACGGUGCUGGAGAUCGAUUCCCCGCGAUCGGAGCUGCUCCCCAUCAUGGACGUCGCCGCCUCAGACUUUGGGAACAGCAACCAGAAGUUUGGGUUCCAGAUUGGACCUGUCUGUUUCCAUGGCUAGCUGGGGCACGCCGCCACACUGGGGGAUUCACCAUCCAAACGAGCGCGGACUCUGCCUUCGCCACGCACGAUGUUUAUUUAUGUAUGUAAUGUGCCUGUGGCGGGGGGGAGGGGGCGAUAGGUGGGCGUGGCUUUUUAAAAAAGCGACUUCGAGAUGUGCAAAAGAACGUUGCGCCGUUUGAUGGUCGCGAGAGAACUAAAUCCACAGAGAUUCCGGCAAGCCCUCCUGCGAGAACGGAGCACAUUUAUCAGAGGGAAAUUGUCCAUGCUGACAUUUAAUUUGAUUUCAUUUCUUCCCCCUCAUCUCCUCUGCUCACCUAAGAUGUGAAUUAUGUGGUGUGACUGGCUAGAAUUAAUAGACUCCACUUGAAACUCACACUGAAAGGCCGACGCAUCACCUUCUGUUUGGCAUCUUGCCUGUCAACCUACGUGUACAGACCGCUCAGACCAAGGUGCAACUUUGGGCUUUAUCGUCUGUGACAUGUAUUGCUUGUUUGUUUUGUGUGCUAGUAAUGUUAUUUUAAAGUAAUUUGCUACUCGAGGGACCAGCUUAAGUGCCAGAGAGCCAAUAUUGAAGUUCUCUAAUUUCCCUCACCCUCACCUCAGUGGGAGCCUACAAGAGCACAGUUAUACCUCACAACAGCUCUGACAGGGACGUGCCGUUGGCUCCGGUUAAUUGUUACUCAGUGCCUGUCAUGCGUCGGACUCACGGUGCUGUCCAUCUUUAAUCAGCGAGUCCUCAUAAACGGCAUCAAGCACGGUUUGAAUUCUGUGCCCCAGCAGAAUGGGCAAGGGCUGAGUGGGCGGGGUAAGGUGUGACCGAGCGAGAACCCAGCGUCGCCCCGAUAUGCAGAAUAGCCUCUUCACUUGUGUGCCGGCAACAGGCGGAAUGGUGUGCUCGUCCUGCCCCACGGCCGGACAUAAAUUCCGUGUUACGGGUUCUGAUUUCAUCCUGGGUUAGUGAAAGCUUUAGUAUCUGCGGUUUUACUGAGUGGUGUGCUGAAAUUCUCUGUGCCUUGUGAUGUGUUUGCAUCAAGCAUGGUAGGACUUCUGAAAAAUCCCAUAAGAGCUUUACAGUGAAGACAAUGUAGCAACAUUAACGCAUCCCUUUAAAUUCCCUACAUGUAAAUUAGUUUUACUUCUCAUCCUGGUCCUGUACCUUGGUGCUUGGUGUUCAUUUGGAUGUUUUUUUUUGUUUUGUGUUCAAAUAUCGUCUCUCUCUCAUUCUUUUGUCCUGUUGUUAAAUUUAUCUUUACGUUCUGCUGUGGUGCUACAGAAAAAAAAAGUCAUUACUUUUCAUUUGCCUCCUCCUGAGACGGGGCUGGACGGAGGAGGGAGAUGGAGUGGAUGGUGAGACCCAGCACUAGUGCACAGAUCUCCAUAAAUGCGGCCACUGAUCACUCAUACUGCACAGACACCCACAGGCGUGCUGCCGUGAUCUACAGCUCUACCAUCCUGCGCCUUAUCCAGUAGCUGUGCGGUGUAAUUGUGGCACAGGGGGAGUGUAACUCCUGAUGCUCUUAACGAACCACUCAAAAUGUUUUGCUCCAUCUCCCACUUCCUGUCCUCUUUUAUGUACACUAUCUGUGGUAUUAAUUUUUAUAUAUUGUACAGUUGUUAAAAAGUAAUAAUAAUCUGCUUCCUGGAUGGGAAAAAAAAAAAGUGUAAUUCUGGGGAAAAAAAAUGAUGAGCGCAUUAAAAAAAAGACUGUAAUAUCGUACAUUAUGGUGAGAGACACGAGGAUUUGACAGGAUCCGGGAGGCUGAGGUGCCUUAAAGGCUGCAGCCAGGCCAUGUCUCAUUAUCCACUCUCACUUUGCUCCUCGUUUUCUCUCCCUGCGUGCGUCUCUGUCUCAUGCUCUCUAACCUCCUUCAGCUUUUCCAGUCUGGCUCUCUCUCUCCUUCUCUGGCUUUCUCUCUCUUUCUCUUGCUCUCUCUCUUUCUCUUGCUCUCUCUCUCUUUUCUGCACUUGUAAUCAACAUUACUUCCCACCUCGCUGAUGUAAUCAACUCUGAUUCACUCCCCAGUUCAUUUAUUUCAAUUAACUUUUGUUUCCAUCCCCAGGAGUGCAACCAAGGAUAGGGAGUCAGACAUACUGCAUGGCUGGUGUGUGUGUGUGUGUGUGUCUGUGUGUCUCUGUGUGUGUGUAUGUAUGUGUGAAUAAUGAAAUGGCUCUGUAUUAGAAAGUGAGCCAAGGAGAAUGAGCCAUAUCUGUGGAGGAACAUGAGGAACUAGAGCAUGGAAUUAGGCAUCUCUCUCCUUCUCUUCCUCUCUCCUGACUCGGGUCUCCUGCCCAGUCCUGACUCCUGUCACUUUCUGACCACAAUUAUACUGAACCAGAACAAAUCCUUACGGAAAUCAAGAUAAAAACUGCGACUCAUCCCAGUCUUGACAUGGAAUAUUCUGAAGUUAUGUAGUAGACAAUGUAAUUGGGGGAAAUAAAAGACCCAAUCACUUAAAUACCA